CUCCCUUUCUGUAUGCAAGAUAGAAAAAGAUAGCCCAGUUUUUCCUAUAUUAGAUUUUCCACUGAUGCUAGAAAUCUUAUCAGCUGUUUUCUUUUAAUCAUGCCAAGUCACCAUUUAUUACAUUUUCCUAUCCAGUAGUGAUUUCUUUUUCAAAAUAAUUCAAACAAGUCGGAAGUUUUGUGAUGACACAGUAAAUGUUUUUGUUUUAGUGAUGUUUAAGGAUGACGGACUAUAAACUAGCAGCAAAAAUGUUAAAAAGAAAAAACUUUACGGGUUUCCUUACCCAUUUAGCAAUUUCGUCCAUACUCCUAUCAAAAACAGCACUCGGCACCGGUUCUCAAUUGAACCUAUCAACUUUACCCCAUGAAAAAUUAUUACCAACAGAUUUUUCCACAAAUCCACUUUUAAGGACAAAAAGGGCUGAAAUCGACAUACAAACGUGCAUUGAGAAUUUUAAUGUGCACAGAGACAAAAUAAUCAGGACACAAGAUUCCCAAAAUAUGGGGGCAAAAUAUCUAAACGAAAUCGAUUUGGGCAGUCGAGAAGAAUGUUUGAGAUUAUGUUGUGAAACGGAAAAUUGUGAUGUUUUUGUGUUCGAGGAAAAGAAUUCAGGUAGCUGUUAUCUUUUCCACUGCGGCCCACCAGAAGACUUCAAGUGUAAAUUUACCCAUCAUGUGAAUUAUUCAAGUGCCGUUUUGUCCAUUAAUCGACGCUUGCCCGAUUUGGAAAGUCAAAUUAAGCUUACCAAACAUGUGCAGGAUUUAACUAAAUUAAGAAUGCCGGAACUUGAAUCACCAUCAGAAAUCUUAAGACCAGAAACAAUAAAACCAACUCCUGCCACUACAUUAACUCCAGUUAUUACCAAAGAAGUACUACCACUGCCACUUGAUAAACAAGUUGAAGCUCGAAAAUGCAGCAGAUACCAAUUUGAAUGUCGAUCUACUGGUGAAUGUAUUGCUAUAUACAAUGCAUGUGAUGGUAUACCGCAAUGUGCUGACGGAAGCGAUGAAGCACACGAAUUAGGUUGUCCAGCUCUAGAAGCUGUAGCUAGUGCUGUAGCCCAAACAACUCCCACUCCUGCACCAAAAAAUUUGCUUCCAUUAAUACAUCAGGUACCUGCAGGAGCUCAAACAUAUGGCAGAGAAGGAGAAUUGGUUCAACAACCGAAACUUCAACCACAAUCCAACUACCAAAAUUUCUAUCAUCCACAAGCAUUUCCUCAAAUACCACUCCAAGCUGAAAACGAUUUUCUGCGACCCGCUCCGAGAAAUCCAGAGAGAGCCCAAUACGAACCUUUGAUGCCUGUGCCCAAUUAUUUGCCCAACAAUUGGGCUCUCGCCCGCCAGCAAAUGGCUAAGCAAGGUAUACAGCAAGUUCAACAAUAUCAAGAUCCCUCCAACCAAGUGUACUCGCAUAAAGAUAAGACAUCCCACAAUGAAGGUCAAAUGGGUCAAUUGCAAUAUCCAGAAUACCAAGAACGGCUUGCCAAUUAUUAUGGAGAGAACUACAGGCAGCCUUUACAACAGGAAAAUUGGUUACCAGAUGAAAGCAGGUACCCACAACAAGUGUAUCACCCCCAAGAAAAUGCAGUACCUAUGAUACCUGCAAAAACAGAAGGUACCAGCCAUGUGGCAGAACCCAUGCAGCCAGCUGUACCUAAUAAACCAUCAUCUGUAACAGUUGUUAACUCGAAACACGUCCAAGAAAAAAUGGCCCACGAUCUAAAACAUUCAAAAGAAAAUAUGGAACACGGUUCCAGUCAAACUAAAAUCAAACCCCUUCAAGACCAGUUUGCGGAACCUUACAAAAUGACUGAUGAUACCCAGGAUGGAUUAUCGCAUAUUCCUAGAGGAGCAAUUUUAUCUCUUACUUUGGGAUUAAUCAUAACUGGUGUAAUGGCGAUUCUUAUUGGUUGCCGAUUGAGAGUGGUGAGACGAAGAUUAAGAAAAGGUGGCAAGGGAUAUGCCCAUGAUGCCGAUUAUUUAGUUAAUGGCAUGUAUUUAUAAAAAAUAAUAUUCAGCUAUUGGAUAUGAUAUUAAAUGCAGCAACAAGUGCAGUUUUUUGUGAAAUAAAUUGGUCCCUGGAUGUGAAAACUAAUAAUUUCAAUAUCAGAGGUUUACUUAUAUCUACCAUGAAAUUUUAUAGACUUUUUACGUAAACAUUAGUAACAACGAACUGUAUACUGACUAAAGUUACUCUAAUGAAAUAUCAUACCUAAUUUAUGUUUGCUUUAGUUAUUUAAGUGUUUAUUGUUGGAAAAUUUUUCUAUUUAGUUAGAGUUAGAGUAGCUGCUUAUGCUAAUUUGCAGAUUCUGUGCCCCUUAUAUACUUUAUUCUCUAUUUAAACAAGUUUCUAAAUCGAUGAUUAAAAAUAUUUCUAUUAUUCAUACAUAAUCCAAUUAACUAAUUUUAUAAUCUAUCUAUUUGUAAAAAUAUUUAAUUGUAAAUAGCUUAUCUGUAUUAUCCGUGCAUCUACAAAAGUUGAAUGUUAAAUAAUAAAUAUUUACCAUAGUGUAAUAU
Messenger RNA from Ceutorhynchus assimilis (cabbage seed weevil), 2519 nucleotides. NCBI's taxonomy places the organism in Eukaryota, Metazoa, Arthropoda, Insecta, Coleoptera, Curculionidae. The record is from the annotation of a GenBank genome assembly.